GACGCGUCCGGGGUCGGUGCGAUCUUCCGGCGGGGCGAUGGCGCCGUUCCCGUCGGGGCUGUUGGUGCUGACGGCCCCGCUGGGCUCGUUGCCGCGUCGGGCGGCGGCGGCGCUGGCGGAGGCGGCGGGGCUGGUGACGGGGCCGCUCUACGUGCACCUGCAGCCGGGGCUGCGCCUGGACGGCCCCGCGCCGCGCCCCGCCGCCCCCCCGCGCGCCCCCGCUCUGCUCCGCGCUUUGUCCGCGCUCUACGCGGCGGCGGCGUCGCACCGGGAGCUGGACGUGCGGGUCCUGCUGGGCCACGGACACCGGCUGGCGCGGCCGCCCCGCGUGCUGCUCGCGGACGGCGGAGCCGGCGACGCGGGGCCGGUCCGGGUGGCGCUGCGGGAAUUGGCCGCCGCCGCCUACGGCUGCCCGGCCGAGCUGCCCGCGGUGCUGCUCAGCGGCUCGGACGGACCCGAGGCGCCGCACGACGGCCCCGGCGCGGAGCUGCCCGUCUACUCCGACGUGGUGGUCGGCGGCACCUUCGAUCGGCUGCACGGCGCCCACCGGCUGCUGCUCAGCGCCUGCUGCCUGCUGGCACGGCGGAGGCUGCUGGUCGGGGUGGCCGACGGGGAACUGCUGCGCCACAAAGUCCUGCGGGAGCUGAUCGAGCCCUACGAGCUGCGGGUGGCCAAACUGCGGGAGUUCCUGGCAGAUGUGCAGCCCUCGGUGCUGUACGACAUCGUGCCUCUGGGCGACCCCUACGGCCCCGCAAUCACCGACCCGGAGCUGCGCUGCAUCGUGGUCAGCGAGGAGACACGCAAGGGAGGGGAGGCCGUGAACAAGAAGAGGAUCGAGAACGGCCUCGCCGCACUGGAGCUCUUUGAGAUCGAGCUGAUGGAGGAUCCCCAACACAGCCUCAGUGAGGAGGAGAAGAUCAGCUCCUCCAGCCUGCGACAGCGGCUGCUCGGCACGUUGCUGCGGCCCCCACGGGACAGCCCCACGCUGCCCCCCCGCCCCUACAUCAUCGGUCUGACCGGGGGCAGCGGGAGCGGGAAGACCUCGAUCGCCCGCCGCCUGGGGCAGAUGGGAGCGUUCAUCAUCGAUGCUGAUGCACUGGGCCACGCUGUGUACCUGCCCGGCAGCCCGGCCCACGGGCAAGUGGUGGCUGCGUUUGGGGCAGAAAUCUUGAACAAAGACGGGACGAUCAACAGGAAGAUCCUCGGGGCAAAAGUGUUUGGAAACCAGGAGCGGCUGAAGAACCUCACAGACAUCGUGUGGCCGGAGAUCGCGCGGAUGGUCAGGGAGCAGAUCAGGGAGGCAGGAGCUCAAGGAAAAGCCGUGAUGGUGCUGGAUGCCGCCGUGCUGCUGGAGGCCGGAUGGCAGGAGAUGGUGCACGAGGUGUGGGCGGCCAUCAUCCCCGAGGACGAGGCGCUGAAACGCAUCGUGAGCCGGGACGGGCUGAGCGAGGAGGCGGCGCGUGACCGGCUGCGGAGUCAGAUGAGCGACGGGCAGCGGGUGCGGGAGGCGCAUGUUGUGCUGAGCACCGCGUGGGAGCCCGACGUCACCCACAAACAGCUGCUGACGGUGCCCGUUGUCAGGUGGAGAAGGCGUGGGAGCUGCUGCAGCGCCGCAUCCACCGCGCGGCCACCGCAACGAGCAGCUGAACCGCAACGGGACCGAGAGGAGCCGGGACCGGGAGCGAACGGAGCGAACGGAGCGAACGGAGCCGCACAACGCGCCGGGACGGACCGGAAGCGCCGCGGCCCCGACCGGGCGGGUACGGCCCGUGCUCGGCACGGCGGGCGCUGCCGGUUCCGCGCCGUGAUCCCGCAGCCGAGCGGCGGUUAAAGGGCGGUCGCAGUUU
Molecule: messenger RNA, 1847 nt
Organism: Coturnix japonica (Japanese quail)
Lineage: Eukaryota; Metazoa; Chordata; Aves; Galliformes; Phasianidae
Source: RefSeq, a predicted model, not a curated record